UACAAACAGCAAGACAAUCGGCCAAGUCUUCGAAUUUGGCACAACUGAAUCUCUCGCGGCCAUGGCACGGAACAGCGUCCCGGUGCUCGAGGAGGCGCGGCCGCCCGAGGACGCGGGCAACAACCGCGGCAACUUUACGCGCAACCUCGCCAAGGAGGAGGACAGCGCCAUUGCGCGCAAGAUGUUCUUCGGCGGCCUCGCCUUUCUGCCGUGGCUCUGGGCGGUCAACGCCUUCUUCUACCGCCGCCAGCUUCUGGACGCGACAGUCGACCCGACGACGACGCUGUGGGUGCGCCGGUCGGCCGUUGGCUUUGUCGUCGUCACGUGCGUCUUUGUGGCGUGGAUGGUCACGUUCCAGUUGACGUGGAAGCAAAACAAUUGGCAAAGUCUCCUCCUCGUCGUGCCCGCCGAAGACUUGGACAAGGGCUGGUAGGCAGCGCUGGUCGUAUAACGGAAAUCCACUCUCUUUUGUAU
Molecule: messenger RNA, 474 nt
Organism: Saprolegnia parasitica CBS 223.65
Lineage: Eukaryota; Oomycota; Saprolegniomycetes; Saprolegniales; Saprolegniaceae
Exons: 2
Coding region: 62-433 (123 amino acids)
Cellular component (GO): gamma-secretase complex
Source: RefSeq, a predicted model, not a curated record